Molecule: messenger RNA, 810 nt
Organism: Vicia villosa (hairy vetch)
Lineage: Eukaryota; Viridiplantae; Streptophyta; Magnoliopsida; Fabales; Fabaceae
Product: transcription factor GTE9-like
Exons: 1
Coding region: 1-810 (269 amino acids)
Molecular function (GO): protein binding
Source: RefSeq, a predicted model, not a curated record
AUGUCUUCCUCAACCAUAUCCAACACAAACCUUUCGAACACAGAACCCCGUAAAAGACUCAUUAUUAAACUUAGUUAUCCUCCUGGUACUAUGAAACGUCAUUCAGAUUCUUCUGACACAGAUGAAAACAAGAGAAGAAAAAUUCAACAUUCUGAACAACCAACUGUAACCUGCUAUUGGGUUGAUUCAUGUUAUAAGACCAAAACAACAACACCUUUCUCUUUGUCUCAACCAAAGGGUGUGAAAGAAAGUUCAAGACUUUGCUCAAAAAGCAUGUUGACGAAGGAUUCAUCAAAAACAUCAUCUGUAACAAAGGAGAUGGUCAAGAAUCAAGUUUCAAAAAUAGCAAAAUCUGAAGAAAGUUCAAGAACGACCUCAUUGAUAGUGAAGGAUUCAUCAAAAAAUACCUCUGUCACAAAAGAUGAAGAAUAUGUGUUGAAGAAACCAAUGGAGUGUGUUAAGAGGAGGCAAUGUUGGUUGAUUUUGAAGAGGAUGUUGGCGGGUAGAGAUGGUUGGGAUUUGAAAGAUCCUCCAGCAAUGGAGUCAAAGAGUUUGGAAAAAAAGUCAAAGGCAAUAGGUUUGAAGGAAAUAGAGAGAAAAAUGAGGUUGUAUGCAACACCAGAUGAGUUUGCAAGGGACAUGAGGCUUGUGUUCUCAAAUGCAAUGCUGAUGUCUCCUCCAAGGAAUCAUAUUUACCAAAUUGCAAAAAAGUUCAGUUACAAUUUUGAACUCAAAUGGAAGUCAUUGAAGGAUGAGUGGGAACUUGAGGAUAGGAAAAGAAGAAAGGCUCACAAGACUAGCAGAUACUAA